UUGGAAAAUAAGCACUUCUGUGUUUUUUCACGGAAACCGCCUCUCCAACUCCAAGCUUACUUUUUUGACCGCCCACUCUCUCUCUAUCUCCCCUCUUUCUUUCUCUCUCUACAGCUGCUAAUGCUCAUGUUUUGUAUGUUAUGAACAACACAAGCUCUACAAGUAGCCUGUUCACAUCUGUGAGAAGCAGUUUAUAAGUGCUUUUCUCAAAGCUUUGAAUACAUCAACAACUCGUGGGCUUUGAACCAAAGAAAAUAAAAAAAGGGAAAGAAAACUCAAGCGUUGAAUCCAAAACAAUUUCCCCCCACCAUUCCCUCUUCUGUCUUCCAAUUCCACGGCAACCAAAUCCCCAAAACUUUUUUAUUGACCUUGAAUUCAAAGUUUCAUCGUUUUCCAUUUUUUCCAUCUUCCAAAUUUCCAAUUCCGUCGUUUCGACACGUAUUCGAAGGAGACUAGUGGGGUUAGUUGUUUGUUUGCUGAGGCGAAUUUAUGUGUAUAUAUAUAUAUAUAUAAGCAUAUAGCAGUCAGACUCACUCAAAUCCCAUCUUCCAAUUCAAUUCAACAUCUCUCUGGAGUUUUGGAAUUUCAAAAGCACUUUUCAGGACUUUGUGAAAAAUCCCAUUUCAGCAGGUGACGAUUUUGCGCCUUUCAACCUGAACCUGUUGAGCAAUUCUUAUGGGGCUAUCAUUCUCACUACUUGCCUCAGCCUGGGAAGAAAUUGCGAGGCAUAGAUUCUUCGAGUUGACCUACAACAUCAGUUUAACUCCCAGAGAUAUUGGAGCACAAGUUAUUCGAAGAACACACAGCUUUAAGAAAAUAGAAUCCGAAUCCAUGACAGUUAAUUCAAACAGUUCUAGCAAGUCGGGGACUAACAAUUCGAUUCGCUUGAGGGAAUACAAACCCGAAAAUGUGAUACUCGACAAGAAUCUUUCGUUUAAAGGUCUUGUCCAAGAGCAACAAGACAUGGGGUUAGAUUUUUGUAAAGGCAAAAAUGAAUUGAAGCACAAACCAAUGCCUGCACUUGCUCUGCCUGAGCCGCCGGUUUUUUCUUCGCCAAGGCCGGUUAGCGAGCUUGAUGCUGCUGCUGUUAAGCUUCAGAAGGUUUACAAGAGUUACCGGACCCGAAGAAACCUUGCAGAUUGUGCUGUGGUGGUUGAGGAGCUAUGGUGGAAGGCAUUAGAUUUUGCAGCUCUGAAGAGGAGUUCUGUGUCGUUCUUCAAUGUUGAGAAGCCGGAAACCGCUGUUUCGCGGUGGGCAAGAGCUAGGACUAGAGCAGCCAAGGUUGGAAAGGGUUUGUCCAAGGAUGAGAAGGCACAAAAAUUGGCUCUUCAACACUGGCUUGAAGCGAUUGAUCCACGACAUCGGUAUGGACACAAUUUACACUUCUACUAUGAUCUCUGGUUUGAAAGUGAGAGCAGCCAACCUUUCUUCUACUGGCUGGAUGUCGGAGACGGGAAAGAAAUAAACCUCGAGAAAUGCUCGAGGACAGUCCUACAACGUCAAUGCAUCAAGUAUCUUGGACCGAUUGAAAGAGAAGCAUAUGAAGUAGUAUUGGAAAAUGGAAAACUUUUAUACAGGCAAAGUGGGGUGCUUGUGAACACAAGCGAAGGUUCCAAAUGGAUAUUUGUCCUCAGCACGACAAGGUCUUUGUACGUUGGGCAGAAGAAGAAGGGUCAGUUCCAACACUCGAGUUUUCUAGCAGGUGGUGCUACCACAGCAGCUGGAAGAUUGGUUGCCCGUGACGGGAUUCUUGAGGCUAUUUGGCCAUACAGUGGUCAUUACCACCCAACAGAAGAGAACUUCAUGGAAUUUAUCAGCUUCCUAGAAGAUAAUCACGUCGACCUCUCCAAUGUCAAGAGGUACGCAAUUGAUGAUGACUCUUCUUAUACGAAGACCACUGAAGCGGAAUCAACAAAGGAGGGUUCGUUCAAAUCGACCGAAUCGGACGGUGCAAACAAAACUGAUUCACAUGGCUUGGCCAGCAAGGCUCCAAUCACAACCGUUCAAGAACAAACUAAGAAGGUUGAUAGUGCCACUGCCAAUGCCAAGCCACCAGUUUUUGACGCGUACAAGCGCUUGUCAUGCAAAUGGACUACAGCAACUGGACCCCGAAUCGGGUGUGUCCGGGACUACCCGACCGAGCUACAAUUCAGGGCACUUGAACACGUUAACCUAUCUCCCCGGGUCGGUCCUGGACCGUCAGUACGUUAUGGCCCAAUUCCAUCUCCAAGGCCCAGCCCAAACGUCUGGCUCUCACCCCGGCUCUCAUAUAUGGGCCUUCCUAGCCCAAGGACCCCAAUCCCCGCAGCCAACUAAGCUCGCCGAAGGGAACAUUAGGCUCGUGGGCUGGGUUAGGUAGCAGUAGGUUAAUAAUGGGCCAAAGCAGCCGUACAAGAAUGGUGGGCCUCUCGCUAAGCCCAAUAAGGAGGAGUUAAGGGAACUAACCCAAUUUUUUCGUUCCUUCGAUCUCGAUCAUUUGAUUUUUUGUACAUGCAUUGUAAACCAAGUGGUUUCUUUCUGUCAAAUUUUCUACUGAUUUGACUCAUGUAUUUUUUGGGUCGGGUCGGGUUUAAUUUAUUCAUUAUUUGUAUACCAGGAAGUCGAGGCCACUGAAUGAAAUGUAAUAUUCAAAAUUUUCGUUUAGUAAUUGUUCUA
Messenger RNA from Malus domestica (apple), 2655 nucleotides. RefSeq names its product IQ domain-containing protein IQM1-like. Lineage: Eukaryota; Viridiplantae; Streptophyta; Magnoliopsida; Rosales; Rosaceae. The record is from RefSeq and is a predicted model, not a curated record.